Molecule: messenger RNA, 3523 nt
Organism: Epinephelus lanceolatus (giant grouper)
Lineage: Eukaryota; Metazoa; Chordata; Actinopteri; Perciformes; Serranidae
Product: schwannomin-interacting protein 1
Biological process (GO): positive regulation of hippo signaling
Cellular component (GO): plasma membrane; cell junction
Source: RefSeq, a predicted model, not a curated record
GACAUGUUGUCACCUUCAUGUCGUCACACUGUGCUGUCACAGUUUGUACAAACGGUCCGGUACACACGGUACAGCCAGGGUAACUCCCGCCGGCCGCGGGCUCCGGUCUCUCGGUGCUGCCUUCACCGCUCAAACCCUCCGUUACUCGGCCGAGGUUAAAGUGGGAAGAGCGGAAGGAGGAGGGAGGAGGAGGAGGAAGAGGAAGAUCCUGCCUUCCGUCAGACGGAGUUCAGACACUUUGAGAAAACUUUUUUUUUUUACCAAACUUUCUGUGAUGUUUGUGUAAAAAGCUCCGCAGCCUCGCGCCGCGGUCAGGACACACAGCGAGGCCGGCGGGCUGCAGCGAGCCGCGGGGUGACAUGUCGGAAGGAUCCGGGGCUCCGGGGCCGUCUGGAUGUGACUGAAGACAGGAGGAUGGAGGAAGAGAAAGAGACGUCCGAGGAGAAGGAGGAGGAGGAGGAGGAGGAAGAGCUUCAUCAUCAUCACAUUGCAGCAGCAGCGGCGGCGUCCUCCGUGGACUACCAGGGCCUUCCCAUCAUGCACUGGGAGGACCUGAGCCAGCGGAUAGCAGAGCUGGAGAAACAGGAGCAGGAGAGGAGGGAGAGGUCAAAGAGGGGGACGGGGCUGAGGAUGGAGGACGGUCGGGGGGGAGUGUGGAGAGACAUGUGGGAGGAAGAGGACGAAGACUUCAGGAGGUGUCGAGUCUCCGUCGUCACGUCACGAUUUCACAACCACAGAAACCUGCAGCUGUGCUUCAUCAACAACAGCGACAGCGAAGACGAGGACGAAGGAACCAACAAAAAGGUUUCCAUGGGAACGGGGCACAAUGGUUGCCAUGCCACCGGGCUGAAACAGGAAGUGGCCACGGCUCUGAGGACACUGCGAGACAAACUGCUGGCUGAACAGAGAGAGAAGGAGCGUCUGGCCGGCAGCAGCUGUGUCACUGAGAGGAAACAUCUGGAGCAUUGGGAGCUGCAGGAGCGUUCAGUGCAGCAGCUCAACAGCCUGAAAGCAUCACUGCAACAGGAAGUCCACGCCCUGAGCUCGGAGCUGGUGGCCCACCUGUUGGUACGAGACCAGCUGAGGACGAAGCAGGACGCCAUGCUGCUGGAUGUCCAGGACCUGACCUAACACCGUGACCACAGACUUGGGCAUUGUGGGACCAAGCUGGACCACUCGUCUACGUCAGCCCAGGUGUCACUAACUUCAACUUAACGUCCGCUGAGCUGCUACUUUAUUUAAAUCUCCAGCGUAUAGGACAAUACGACUGGAUGGUCAGGUUCAAAGGAAACUGAAUCACCUGGAAACCUUAAAGGUGGUACAGCGUCGCUUUGAGGUCAAAUUGACAGACUUCAGACUAACAGACAGGAAGUGACAUCAUUACACGUCCAAAGGAAACAUGAGUCGGUACACGGCAGCAGGUCUAUAUGUAACGACGAGCAGGUGCAAUCUCGAAAGUCACAGUUUGAACUCAACAAAAGAUCAAAGAUUUCAGUGGAUCAAAGCCAAAUCCAAAUCUCCAAUCAGCUGCAGGCUGGUGAGGACAAACCAGCCAGGACGACAAGGCCUGUAAAACAUUUGGAGGAAAGACAAACACACGCCAGCUCCUGGAUUCUGUCGUAAUUUCUCCAAAACUUUUGAUCCAUGUCGUGGUUUUUGGACGACCCAUCAAUAAACUCAGGAUCUGUUUUCAAAUUUGGGUCCAGUUUCAGUCGUGUUGUUCCUGGAAACGUCCUCCCUGAUGACACCAGGAUACACAAGAAAUUUAAGCUAAAGAUGAGGGGUAGUAGACAGGGUGGCCAGUUUUCAUGCAUGGAUUAGCAGAUGACAUUUUCUCGCCCACGAAUAGGAAGCAGAUAAUAGAUGGAUGGUUUUAUAAUGCUAACAAACAAAGAGGGAGUAACAUAAUUCGAAGAUGUGACGGGCUGAUAUAACGUGUUACAGGUUAAAAAACAAUCACUGAACGACUAUCUUAAGUUUUUAAAGAUGGUGGUGUGAUCGAAUCGUGAAUCACAAGGCCCUGGAAACCUUUUUCCUCCAUCAGCUUCUUACUAUAAACAACACCAUCACGGACAUAUUUCCUGCUGCAGUUUGUUGAUAUAAUAUUCGAUAAACCGAAAUAUAACAACUCAUUUGACCGAUAAUCAACGUAUCCACUUUUUCUCCGCCUAAUUUUAGUGAUCAUCAAGUCUCCUCUGUAGUGGAAUUAUUAUCAUAUUAUACAUGUAUACUCUUAUGGUGACGGCCCAGCAGCAGAUGGAGACAUGAAACACUGUUCGGUGUCUGUAAUAUUCAUUCUUUGUGCUAAGUAAGUAAAAGCAUGUUGGCUGAUACCGAUAAUGUGCCGAUAUUAUCGUACAUCCCUACAAAAAUUACCUCAAUAUUCCGUCCUGUGUGCUGCAGUCAGCUCCCGAGGAUGGACGGCCUGGGAUGUGGGCGGCUUGCUGGUGGAUUUAAGAAUCGGAGGAUGAAGUUGUUGGAGGGUAAAACUACAAACAAUGAACAUUUUGGCUCGUCAGGGGUUGGUAAGCUAACGACUAUCAGAACUAUCAGAACUGAGCCUCUUUCACUCCACGCCAAUAUCGACUGAUACCGAUGGCGUGCCGAUAUUAUUGUGCAGCCCUUACAUACAUAUAUAUAUAUAUAGAGAGAGAGAGAGAGAGAGAGAGGGAGAGAGAGAUGGAAGAAAAAUUAAGAUGUCAAAGCAGGUUUUCAGGGAUUUAAGAUGGAGACUGUUCUGACGGCCCAAAAUUCAGAAACCACAUUGAGACCGAGGACCCAUUUCUCAAACAGCCUCUUAUCCCAGAAACAAAUCCCCGUCUUUACGUAGUCUCAUUUCUUCGUACAUGUACGCUGCCUGCAGUUAGACAAGCUAAUUACCAUAAAACAUUUUUUUAGCAUUGUAUGUUUCUGUAAAACAUGAAUACAUUACGUUUGUCAACAGCACUGUGGUUAAUUAGUGGUUGUGUUUAGGCACAAAAACCACCUGGUUAUGUUUAGGAAAAGGUCACGUUUUGACUUAAAAUACCCACGUUAGGUGGCACAAAAGUUGCUGGAAAAGCAAGGAUGGGUCGGUGGAAAACAAACGGGAUCGUUUGCUCAAAUGCUGCUGAGAAACUGAAACCAACUGUUUAUUUUCGGAGAAACUGAACUGGAUAUUUGGUUUUGUUACAAUGGACUGUUGGAGAAAUGGGCUUUUGGUCCAGCGGAACAUUUUAUAAACUGAUGGGGUAGUAAAAAUGAUAGAGCAUAGUAUCACAAUAUUUUGCGUGGUAAUAUCAUAUCAUCACACAGUACCAAGUAUCAGUUUUGUCAUUCUAUAAAUUAUUAAUAUUACAAAUAGAAAUUAAACUUAAGGUAUCCUACUCGAGUACAAUAUAAUCGAUUGCUUUAUUAGUCCACUAGAUACAUUUUGCUGCAAAUAUAAUGUCUGAAGUGAGAUGAAGUUUUCUUUUGGGGACAUAAUUUACAGUUAAAAAAAGGUAAUAAAACACAAUGUAUUCUAUCUUAAUACUCAGCAUAU